Messenger RNA from Triticum turgidum subsp. durum (durum wheat), 252 nucleotides. Lineage: Eukaryota; Viridiplantae; Streptophyta; Magnoliopsida; Poales; Poaceae. The record is from the annotation of a GenBank genome assembly.
AUGAUAUGGACAUUUCACUCCAGUUUGUGCUAUUUUUUAACUCUAAUUGACUUGUUGAUAUGUCAUUCUAGAAUUUUGUUGUUUCUGUUGGAACCUAUAUUAUCAAUUUUACACCUUGCAGAAUUUAUGACUAACAGGUUACAUGCUGGUUUCUUACUGUUUAGGUUUCGACGCUGGACAUUUGAACAAAAUCAUAUACUGGAGACUGCUUGUAUUAUAAUAGAAGGUAAACUUACCAAUCGAACAGAGUGA